AUGUGUAUUGAGAAGGGAAUAUCCCAUACUCUUCCGUUAGUUGGUAGGCGCAGAGUGUCAGAGGAGGCGACAAUGCGCAAGUGCUCGGCUGCAUUUUAUAUUACUCUAGGUUUCGUAUCUCUCUGGACAAUUGAAGCGUCAACAGGACCCUGUUACUGCGGACCUGACCAUUUUAACUUAUUGAAAAAUAAAUGUAACAACACUGAAGGAGUCUAUGAUUUGGCAUGCUAUACAAAAUAUAAGACAGAUCUUGAGUUCUUCUGCGAAUGGAAAGGAGACAUAUCAACCUCAUACACACUGUACAUACAACAGAGGAAAUGUAGUUGUGUAAAUGUACAUCAGAAGAAUGGAAUUUGGAGUUCCGAUGACUUUCGUGUUAACUCAAAUCAGAAUGUGACAGCUCACGUCAUUGCAAGCAGUGGAUAUCUGCACUGGUGCACCUACAAAAAUUUCAGUGGAAUUCCAUCCAAGAUUACACUGUGCGGUCCUCAUUCAAAACUGACUUACAAAAGAAUUUCAGGCCAUCUGACUAUGCAGGUGGAGUGGGGAAAUGAAAGAAGACAUAUUAAAAAAUUCUUUGUAGAGUACAAAGAGUUCAACACUACAAGCUGGAAAGAGCAACAGUCUAAAAACAACAAAGAAUGUGUUUUGUGGAAUCUGACAACAUCUCUGCCUUACGAGUUGCGAAUACGUUGUGAUCCCACCAAAGAGUGUGUGCAGUGUCCUCGUAGCGAGGUCAUCGUGGUUCCACCGGAACUCACAGAUGCACCAUCAAUCCAGCUGGAGAUUCAAGACCAUAUACACAAUCGUUUUAUAUCACCAGGACAGAGAAAAGCAGUCUUGAAGUGGGAGUAUGCAAACAGUGAGGCUGUGGCUUACUACAAUGUGACAGUGAGGAAAGUAUCCGGGGAACCCAGCAAUCAGGACAGUUUCAGAACUGAAGAUUCAUCUCUCACCCUGAUCCUGUCUUACUCUGCAUAUAACAUCAGCGUCAGAGCUUUAAACACUGCUGGAUCGUCUGCUGUUUCCAGUAUAGCCACUGAGCAAAUGGAUGAAUGGAGGGAUUCGUUUGGGCCAUUCAGCGUCAACAUAACCAGCAACAACAGUUUUAGUCUGUCCUGGAACAGUUCUGUCUCAUGUGUUUGUUACUCUGUGGAGUGGUGGGCCAAAGGACAGAUGCCAUCUUUUCGUCCAUUCUACAAAAAGCAGACGCACAAAAAAAUAACUGGGGAAACCGACAGCAGUACUGUUCUCUUUCAUUCUCCCCUAUUAAUUUUUCAGCCAUAUACAAGAUAUUAUUUUGUCCUGCACACCAGACCGUACCUAGACGUCUGCAAGAUAAAGAAUAUAAACAACAGUGAGACGACCUAUGGCACAGCCCAAGCUUACUUAACUGAAGGAAGUCCUAUCGGUGCUCCUGGGAAUGUGAGCAUUUUUAAUAUUACCCAGCAUUCCUCAGUAAUCACAUGGAGCCCCGUGUCUGAGGAAGACCUUCGCGGAUUCUUAUUAGGCUACUACAUCUACUUGACAUGGGACAAUAGUAAAACAUCCUUCACAGUGGAUCCCAGCAUAAACAGUUAUGAGCUGCAGAAUCUUGAAAGCAACAGUGCGUACCGUGUGCAGCUGUCUGCAUUUACAACAGCUGGAGAAGGAGAGCGGAGUGAUUUCAAACACUUUGUCACAAACCCGCUAGAAUUCACAGCUUUGAACAGCAUUAUAGCCGCGGUCAUUGUGGGAAUAAUAAUUCUUUUACUAGCAGUUCACCUCAGCUGUCGACUUCUACACAGAGCCAAGAAACUGCUGUGGCCGAGUAUACCAAAUCCUGAGAACAGCAACGCUGUUCAGAAAAUCGAAAUUGCCUAUGAACUGGGUAUCCUGGAGCCACUGAACAGACAGCGCUUAGAGGAAAGUGAGGGAUGUGAUUCCAGUACAGUGUGUGUUGUUGGGAGCAAGAAGGAGGCAUCUCCUCUCUGUAGCCCUCCCACUGCUCAGGCUGGUGUGCCCACCACCCUUCUCCUUGGUGAAGAUGAGGACAGCCCAUUCAUCCCAGAGCAAAUCGCACCACCUGUCACCCCAACACAAGUCCCCACCAACGAGUCAGAGUCCACAGAGACCUUCCCUAUGGACUUUAAUAAGACAGACUCCACUUUGAACACUUCUGUUGAUGAAGAAAUCACAACCUUCGAAAGCAAAGACCCUGGAGAGACCAUCUCCAUCACGACAGGAUCAGACUUCAUCCAAGCAUCUCAGCCUGCUGUGGUUUUCAUGAGCGAUUACACUACCAUGGAGAUCUUUCAGCAGGUCACUAUGGCUGGGAUUCAGGGUCCAUCCAUACAAACAGUGAAACCUGGAUUGGUUCUUGUACAUCCAGGGCAGGAUUAUGUUCGCCAGUCCUAUUUUUUGCAAGAAGCAAUCCAGUAACCCUCCAGUGGCAUGUAACAGUACUGAAUUAUUGAACCCAGAAAUCACAGUGCCCUGAGAUGCUUUUAUCCGGUGAUUUAGAGGACACUUAACAGUAGACACAAUCCCUCUGGAGCACCCUGAGAUUAGGAGCCUCAUUUAAGGGUACAACGUUCAUUGUCCUCUUCCUGACUGAGGUUUAGCCGCUACUCAGCACCUCUACGCCACUUGUAUUGACAGUGAAUUGGACCCAGGUCUCCAAAUUCUACCUCUGAAGCACAAGUGCUCAUGACAGAGACCACUACAUCAAUUACAUGAAAUGAAUUUUCAGAUCUUUAUAUUGGUUAGCAGUUUUAUUGUAUAAAAUGUUAGUAUAUAUAUAUAUAUAUAUAUGGUCAGAUACUGUAUAUAUAUAGUCGCUUUAUUGUACAUGAUCUGUAGGGGAGCGCGGGGCACAAAGUAACACGGGGUUAGUUGUAACACACAUGGUUUAAAUAUUUCCACACAUGGUAGCAUAACCAAAUUUACUAGUUACCAUAUCAACAUUAUAUGGAGAAAAAAAGUGUGCCAAAAUUCAAAAGUAUUUUGAAGAUAUCGCGGAACAUUUAUUUUACUAUAGUAAAAUUAUAUCUCUGGCUUAAGUAAAUUUUUCAUCUCAGUUUUUAUUACAAAUCACACAGUUCAGAUACAAAUCUGCUAUUAUUUUAAUCUUCAAUCUGUUAUUUCUCAGUUUAAAUAAUUUUUUUAAUGCUUCAAUAACUAGCAGAAGACACUAACCGGUUUUAAAUUCCAGAUGCGCAGACGGGGCACGUUGUAACACUGCGUUACAAUGUGCCCUGCCGUGCUAUUCUAUGACAUUAGCGAUGUAAUUCACACUAUUUACUUUAAUACAUUUUAAUGAGAAACGAUGAGAAACAUGUGAAUAAAGACUGACAAUGUUUAAUGUUCAGAAAUGAUUAUUUCAAGACAUGUAAAGCAUUUUGGCUCGUUCAUGUGGGCCAUCCCAAGCAUGGUUGCAAAGUGUUCAUUGUCAAACUCAAAAAUCAGAUUAUUUUUAAUUCUUAAAAAUUGCCAUUACUUUAUUUGAAAUAAUUAUUUUGUUUUAUUGACAAAAUAUUUUAGUUUGUCUUGUACAUUUUUGUCAUGAGAUUAGAUAACAUUUUAAGCUUAUCAUGUUACAAUGUACCCCACCUAUGGGGCAUGUUGUCCCAUUUCACUUCCAAUUUUUGAGGGUAAAUAAAGAAAAACGUAUACACUGUAAUUAUGAAACAAAGCAACAUAUUUGUACUAGACAAGUAUGAAAUACUCUGAACCCCAUGUGGAUUUAC
Molecule: messenger RNA, 3728 nt
Organism: Onychostoma macrolepis
Lineage: Eukaryota; Metazoa; Chordata; Actinopteri; Cypriniformes; Cyprinidae
Product: interleukin-31 receptor subunit alpha
Exons: 16
Coding region: 1-2421 (806 amino acids)
Biological process (GO): cytokine-mediated signaling pathway
Cellular component (GO): signaling receptor complex; external side of plasma membrane
Molecular function (GO): cytokine receptor activity; cytokine binding
Source: RefSeq, a predicted model, not a curated record